AUGUUUGUCUUCAAAGAAUUGAACCCUCAUUCCGGAGAAAAUUUCUUAUGCAUAAACGUUUUAAAACUGGUGAAGGAAGAAAAACUUAACCAUCAGAUUAAGCUACGUGGUGUGUUUGAGAAAAUUGUUCCUUUAAACUUGCUGCAACUUUUCUGUUACAUUUCGACAAAAGGAUGGUGUUAUGAUCGUGAGAGGAAUGAAAGAGAUGAUGUCGUUAGUUCUAAGGUCAAAUGA
Clunio marinus is the source of this 234-nucleotide messenger RNA. The record is from the annotation of a GenBank genome assembly. Lineage: Eukaryota; Metazoa; Arthropoda; Insecta; Diptera; Chironomidae.